Messenger RNA from Penicillium daleae, 2097 nucleotides. RefSeq lists its product as uncharacterized. Bases 1 to 2097 code for a protein of 698 amino acids. Gene Ontology annotation, molecular function: DNA-binding transcription factor activity; transcription cis-regulatory region binding. The record is from RefSeq and is a predicted model, not a curated record. The transcript is spliced from 6 exons. NCBI's taxonomy places the organism in Eukaryota, Fungi, Ascomycota, Eurotiomycetes, Eurotiales, Aspergillaceae. Gene Ontology annotation, cellular component: nucleus. Gene Ontology annotation, biological process: positive regulation of transcription by RNA polymerase II.
AUGACGGCCACCAGCUUGGUGAUGCAAAACCGCCGGGGCCAUGCCUCCGCCAAGCGCACGCUCCGCCUCCCGAUCAUCGCCCCGAAAGAAGAAGUUCUUGAGGGUAAACUAGACAAGAGUAUGAUCGCGCCGCCGCGCAUCCGUCUCCCGCCGCGAUCUCGGACCGGCUGCUGGACAUGUCGGCAAUGUACGCGACUCGGCCAUAUUUGCGAUUACCGGCCGCGCCUGGCUUUUCGUGAUGACACCCCACGCAUUAUGGGCCGGAUGGCCGAUGUGAAGACGGAGGGCAAUGUGGUUUGGGAUCUUUCGUCACCGGGAUCGAGCGAGGACCGAUCUGGAAAUGACUACUUCUCUCUUGGGGAUGCUCUUCCGGCCUUUUCGCUAUUGACCUCGGAUGAGGAGCGCGAGAGAAAGGCCGAGACUACAACACCGGGCACCUACCACGUUAUUAUGGUCCCGGACAGCUUCAGCUCGCUUCCCGAAUACGUCGACGAUGCGGAUAAGUCCAAGUCCACUGUCACCGAGUCCGUAUACUCGGUAACGAGUAGCCCCGUGAGCGUCAUUAAACCCGAAACCGACGCCACCGACGAUCCCAAUGUAGUCAUCUUGAAGACCUUUGAGGAUGUUACUCGACGCUCGUCCUCGACGGGCAGAACCUCCCGGGUGUCGCCCACAUCCGAGAUUUCAGAUCCCUUCUGCUCCCUCUCUCUAUCUCCCAUUAUGGAUUCUUUCCCAUCACCCGUUCUCGACGAAGAGCAUGGCUCAUCGUCCUUCCUGCUUGAUUCGUGCAUGGAUCACCAAGCUCGGCAGAGGCAACAGGAUUCGACGCUUUUUGCCCAUUUCCGACAUGUUGUCUGGAAGCAACUGUUCCCUCAUGACCGUGAGUUGGAUGAUACGUACGGAUUUGACCGCAAUGGCAUGACACUGAGUGUCGACUUUCUCGAGCGGGAAGCGGCUCAUUUCCCUCCACUCUCCCAUGCCAUUAUGACCGUCUCGGCUCUCAGUCUGUCUCAUAGCGGGACUGGACAAAAUGUCGAUGCGCUGCAAUAUUACCAGCAGGCUUUCCCUUCUCUUCAGAUCAGCCUCCGCAACAACGAUGAUCUUGUCUCGGAUGGCCUUUUCCUAACCCACUUCCUCCUACUGAUCUACGAGGUCGCAGCAGCUGAACCCCACGGCUCCAAUCUCUGGUCUCACCACAUCUCUCGCCUCCUUCACAUCGCCCUGCUCCGCCGAUCCAAAUUCGGCCGCGAACCACACCCCUUCAUCCUCUGGUGGAUCUGCCACAUCGACCUAUACGCUUUGCUCAGCGGCGCGGGUAACGGCGAGUUCGUGCGCACUAUCAUGGACCACCAGCUGCUCCCAGGAUCGGAUAGCCUCCUGUAUCCAUCUGCCACCGAUGGAUACAGCGUGAUCUAUCCCGAUGAGCAUGAUAGCUUGCCUACCCUGAUGCGCCUCUAUGCCGACACCUUUUCACUGGCGACCCGGAUUGGAUUCCUGGGCUCGCAACUUCGUCGGGAAAAGCUGACUGUUCCCUUCUCGGACUUUAACCAGCGAUCCAAAGAGAUCAGUGAUCUGCGGCAGGCUCUGAGUCGGCUGUGGGAGGCCUCUGAUGUGGCCUUUUGGUAUCAGCGACAGGAGAGCCUGCCCCGGCGAUCGCAGGAGAUGUUACAGCAGUCGGCCACUUUGUUCCACGUUAGCCAACUGUUCACGUACAGCAGCAUGUGGCCUCGGCAACGGCUGGAGUCGGAGUUCACCCCCGACGGUGAGAUUGACCACCACGCCGCCGAGAUCCUGCGUAUCGCCGAGCAGACGACACACACGCGGCGUGCCGAUCGGCACUUUUUGGUUUUCCCGCUCUUCCUCGCUGGUGCGACGGCAUCGGCUAGUGGUCUGAAGAUGAUGGCUAUGGAGUUGAUGACCAGCAUGGAAGAUGAGGAAGACGGGAUGGGUCGCAAUGCGGCGACGACCCGGGCUAUUUUGCAGACUGUCUAUGAGCGACAGAUGGAUUGUCUGAUGCGGGUGGGCCACACGCUUGAUGUGGACUGGGCUGACUUGAUGGCUCAAGAGGGUCUGCAGAUGGUUAAUUUCGGGUUUUAG